AUGUCAGACUUAAACGUGAACAAGAUAAAAUUGACUCCUGAUAGUUUAGCUACAAAAGAAGAGUUGUCAGCGGACUUGGCAUUGAAAAGAAGUCCCUCUGCUGCCUCCAGCUUAGCAAGUGGUGCCACGGUGACAACCGCUAAUGCAUCAUCGCCCCUUCCCAUUUUAUCCAAGAUAUCAAGUACAGACAGUGGUGUGUCUACAUCGCGUAAACGUGUAAACAAGAGGUCCUCACAAAAGCCAAAGAAGAAGAGAAAGAAUCUAUGCUUUUUCAAGGAUUGCGAUAAUCUCUCUUUGAAAUUGAUUGGAGAUUGUAAGUUUUGUAAUGGGUCCUUCUGUUCUAAGCACAGAAUAAUGGAAAAUCAUGAUUGUAAUCGUCUAAAUGAUUGUAAGGAAAUUAUGCAUAAGAAAAAUGCAGAUAAAUUGAAUAAAGAACAAACUUUGAUUCCAAAACUUCGAAUUUGA
Messenger RNA from Kazachstania africana CBS 2517, 465 nucleotides. It is a transcript of the gene TMC1, whose product is annotated as Tmc1p. The transcript has a single exon. The record is from RefSeq and is a predicted model, not a curated record. Lineage: Eukaryota; Fungi; Ascomycota; Saccharomycetes; Saccharomycetales; Saccharomycetaceae. Bases 1 to 465 code for a protein of 154 amino acids. Gene Ontology annotation, molecular function: zinc ion binding.